UAAGGAAAUUAGUUUUGUCAUAAUUUCAAAGCAGUCUACUAUAUAUAGGUGACUGAAAUAGAGAGAGACUAGAAACGAAGGGAGAAGAUUGGAGGCAUUUGAGCGGGAAGGCAAAGAGAGUGAAGCGGUGGCUAUGCCGGCGGAGGGAAGAAAACGACAGCCAAAAACCGCACAAGUAACUGGCCAUGGAAACUGAAAGUGGAGGGAGGAAGAAGGUGUGAUGUCUAGAACCACAAUAUGUUACGAUAUACAUGUAAUACUUCAGUUUGGCAUUUUCACAAACACUUGGUAGACAUUGGAUUCAAAAACUAGUUCAGAACGAAAAGCAUGAAACUUUACAGCCUUUCUGUUGAUGGGUUUUCCCAAAUGUCUUUGGUAAGAAGAACUUGGCUCGUAGAAUCUUUGUUUGGAAACCAGAGCAGAUUCAUGACCACUAGUAAACGGGUCCAAGAUCGAAGCAAGACCAAGAGAGUUCAUGAUCUUGAAAUAGUGACAGAGAAGUGGAAGAUAGCUUUUAAAGCUCUGUUAUUAAUGGAGGUUCUCAAGCAAGAGCCUGAAAUGGUAAUCCCUGUAAGGUCUCUGCAACAGUACAGGAGGCAGAUUAAUCUUCCAAAGCCUCAUAAGGUUUCUGAUUUUAUUCGAAAAUCGCCUAAACUUUUCGAGCUUUACAAGGACAGAAAAGGGGUUUUGUGGUGUGGGAUGACGAAAAGAGCUGAGGAUUUGGUUGAGGAGGAGGAGAGAUUGAUCGAGGAGCAUGAAGAUAAGGCUGCUGAGCAUGUCACUCGAUUGCUAAUGAUGUCAAUCAAUAAACGCCUUGCAUUGGAUAAGAUUUCCCAUUUCAGGAGAGAUUUUGGCUUGCCUAUCGAUUUUCGAACCAAUUGGGUUCACAAGUAUCCUCAGAAUUUCAAGCUUGUUAAAGAUGGUGAAGGUGCUCAGUUUCUGGAGCUUGUUGAUUGGAAUCCUGCUUGGGCAAUAACAGAGCUGGAGAAGAAGGUAAUGGGGAUUACUGAUCCCAGUGAUCACACCCCGGGAAUGCUUUCUCUCCCUUUUCCUUUGAAGUUUCCACCUGACUAUAAGAAAGUUUAUAGAUAUGGAGGAAAGAUAGCACAUUUUCAGAAGAGGUCUUACUUGUCUCCUUAUGCUGAUGCAAGAGGACUUGAGGCCGGUUCACCUGAGUUCGACAAGAGGGCCAUUGCGGUUAUGCACGAGCUGCUUAGCUUCACCAUUGAGAAGAGACUGGUUACUACUGAUCAUCUUACACAUUUUCGAAGAGAGUUUGUUAUGCCUCAGAAGCUUAUGAGACUUCUUUUAAAGCACUUUGGAAUUUUCUAUGUUUCAGAGAGAGGAAAGAGGUUUAGUGUGUUCUUGACUGAGGCUUAUGAAGGUACAGAGUUGAAGGAGAAAUGUCCUUUGGUUCUGUGGAAGGAGAAAGUACAGAGCUUUACUGGUUACAGAGGGAAAAGGAAGAACUUCGAAUGUUUUGAUGAUGAAUCAGACAUGGAAGAAGAAGAAGAAGAAGAAGAUAAUGGCUCGGUUCGGAGCAAUUCUGAAAAUGAGAGCAGUUGUUUGGAAGUUGAGGAAGAAGAAUGUGGUAGUGAUUUAGAGGAGAGUUUAGUAGCUGAUAAUGCUGAAAACGAAAUGGAGAUUGAAGAGGUUUGCAAUGCGUACAAGGACAAGGAGUAUAUAUGAAAGUCUUUACUUUAUUAUAAUACAGUUGAUUUUGUUUUUUUUUUGUUCUGCCAGUGUUCUAGAAAUUUAAUGCAAUAAUAUACAUUACUUUUCCCAGAACAAUGUAACUAGACAGAACAAAAGAUAUAAUAAGGGAAUUAUGACUUUAAACUAAUUUCCUCAGUCACCUAUGUUUAAUAUAAUUCUUAUACAUAUAUAGUUAUAACUUAAA
This is a messenger RNA of Cannabis sativa, 1900 nucleotides long. Its product is annotated as protein WHAT'S THIS FACTOR 1 homolog, chloroplastic. The record is from RefSeq and is a predicted model, not a curated record. The coding region runs from base 328 to 1689 and encodes 453 amino acids. NCBI's taxonomy places the organism in Eukaryota, Viridiplantae, Streptophyta, Magnoliopsida, Rosales, Cannabaceae. Gene Ontology annotation, molecular function: RNA binding. The transcript has a single exon.